Messenger RNA from Strongylus vulgaris, 498 nucleotides. NCBI's taxonomy places the organism in Eukaryota, Metazoa, Nematoda, Chromadorea, Rhabditida, Strongylidae. The record is from the annotation of a GenBank genome assembly.
AUGGCUGACAAAUCAAAGGGACUGUUCGCUGCCGAGGAUUGGGUUUGUUCAAAAUGUGGUAAUGUGAACUGGGCUAGAAGGAAAACUUGCAAUGUCUGCAAUGCACCCAAGCUUGCCGAUCUCGAGAAAAGGACGGGAUAUGGGGGUGGAUUCAAUGACCGUCAGGAUAUCGAAUACAUUAAACGCGAUCAUGAUGAUGAAUUUGACGAGUUUGGGAGGAAGAAAAAGAAAAAGGAUGAUCGUAAUUCGGCUCCUCCCCCAAGUCACGACAUAUACGAGACGAAACUAGAGCCUACUAUUGAUGAUGAGGAAGAGGAAGAAGAGGGUGAAAUCAGCAAAUACAAAUUAGGGAGUGAUGAGGAGGAUGAGGAGUCGGAGGAGGAUGUUGAUGAGGCAGUUUUAGAGAAGUAUGAUUUGACUGCAGAUCCUGAAUUGGCAGAAAUCAAAAUCGAAAUCAAACGCCCACUACCUCACCCUGCGGACGCAGAAAGCGAGUGA